AACAAAAACCAAAACCUAAAACCCUAGGACCUAGAACCUUCGAUCGCUCUCCCGAGCCUCAAGCACAAACUCUCAACAACGUUAUAACCCGAAAUCUGAGCCGUCUCCUUUCACCGAAACCCUAAUUUCGAAGCCAUGGCAAAGCGCUUGCUCCCAACACUCAACCGUGUUCUCGUCGAGAAAAUCGUCCCUCCCUCCAAAACCAACGCCGGCAUUCUCCUCCCAGAGAAAUCAAACAAGCUUAACUCUGGGACGGUGAUUGCGGUGGGUCCCGGCGUACGUGACAAGGACGGGAAAACGAUUCCGGUGUGUUUUAAGGAGGGCGACACCGUACUUUUGCCUGAUUACGGCGGUACCCAGGUCAAAUUCGACGACAAAGAGUAUCAUUUGUAUAGGGAUGAGGAUAUUUUGGGUACUCUACAUGAUUGAAGAGUUGAGAUAAUUGCACAUUUAUUUGUAAGGCUCGAAUGUAACUCACAGUUCCAAAUGGGAGAUUUUGGUUUUGAGUUUGAUGUCAUUCACUUUGGUUAAUGCUAAUGAAAAUGCAAACUUUUGCCUA
Molecule: messenger RNA, 559 nt
Organism: Mangifera indica (mango)
Lineage: Eukaryota; Viridiplantae; Streptophyta; Magnoliopsida; Sapindales; Anacardiaceae
Product: 10 kDa chaperonin, mitochondrial-like
Exons: 3
Coding region: 136-429 (97 amino acids)
Cellular component (GO): mitochondrial matrix
Molecular function (GO): metal ion binding; protein-folding chaperone binding; ATP binding
Source: RefSeq, a predicted model, not a curated record